UCUUCAUUUCAGCUUCCUUUGAACCCGCUGGAUCUCACUCCUCAAAAGUCCAAAGCAACAGUAGGCAGAAGUGUAACCAGGCGACCUCCCACCCGUCAUCACCUGAAAGACCCGAUCUCACCUCCUGUCGAUUACUCUAACCCUUUGAGACAGGCCCACAUCACAGCCGCCACUAAUCUGCAUCGAGUUUCUCGCCUGUGUCAUCAAAUACACGAGUCAGCAGUUAAACAGGCUUUUGGCAAGCGAUCGCCCCGUCCUGCAAUAAAAGACAGAAAAAACGGCGAUGGCAGUGUUGAAAUAUACGAAAUCGAAAGUGUUUCGAGUGAAAAUACUAAUACUAACGGUCAUACUAAUUUAGUACGAACGAAAAGCAGCAGCAGUGACGAUAUCAACUUGAUACCCGAGAAAGAUAUUGGUAGUAACAAAAGUGCUGAAGAUCUUGAAGAUCUAGAAGAAUUGCAGAGUUGGAGAAGAACCUCUAAGAUACGUAGGUCUUUACAGUUUCCCAAACAGAACAAAACCGUCGUCAGUACGAAACCUCCGGAUUUGCCGGAAAAUAUCGGAAGUGUACGUAAAAUCCGCGAAGAUUUAGAAAAAGGAAGAAGACUGAACACGGCUUUGAGAAAUAACAGUGUAGAUCUUGAGGCUCUCGAUCAGAUUCUACAAUCUAUUUCGAGCUCCAGUACGAGUAGUGAUAAAACUCCCGACGAUGACAACGAUACUCCUAGAAAACAGAAACGAAAUUCUUUUGUUACCGUAGAGUCGUUACAAGAGGUCAAAGGAAGGCUCAGGAGAACGAGUUCACCAACUAGCGACAUAUAUAAGGGAGACGAUAAAGAUGAGGAACCUGACGACGGCAUAGUAACGGAAGAAACACAUCCUGGUCAAGAUAAAGAAAUGCCUCUUCUUGAACAGUCACGUGUGCGUUCGUACGUCUAUGGAAUGGAAUCGCUGCUCAAUAAAAAGCCGGGCAUAGGUACUGGCAGUUUAGAAUCCAGAGUAAAACUAAUUAACGGUAAUACAACGAACAGAAAUGAAGACUGGUACAAUCGACGAAAAUCGUACGGUUUCGAACAGGUGCACAAUCACAACAACUCCUCGAAUUCCAUCCUGCACAAGAAUAAAAAUUUAGUAGAAAGUUCGACCGAUAGCGGCAUUUGCAGAUCGACGGAAAUCGUGUCCUCUUCAACGAAGAAAAACGGUUUAAUGGUAAAUGAGCGCUACACUUCGGACGAGCAUAGUGAUACAGAUCAAAAAUAUAAUGACUACGAAAGUAACAAACACAGCGGAACGCAUUUUGGACAGGUGAAAAAACUCACCAAUACCUUCAUCGAAGAAGACAGGGCCCCCCUCUACAGUAAAACAUCAACACCACACGGAAGCUGGGCAAAAUACCCCAGCGAAUGGUCGAACUCAAAAUCAGAGAUAAAAUCUACAACAAUCACAAUUCCCAUAGCAAAAAAUAACAAUAUCGUGGAUCUUUCUUGGAACGAUUCGGAUAGGGAAAUAAAAAGGCAUUCGAUAGCGGUGGACGAAUCGAAGUACGUAACUAAUAAUACCGAUUCUAAUAAAUAUCGCAGGACGAGUUUGGCGCUGAACGAUCAAUUUUCGAGGCAAGAGGAUGACGAUAGUAACACGAGAAGAACGAAAAAAGUGGAGUUUUGCAAAACCGAGGUUCAUUUUGCUGCCGAAUCUGGAAAAGUCAAUAUUGUAGCGACCGAUGAAAAGCCUCCUCCUACUCAAAACUUUAGAAGAAGGCGGAGAAAUUCUGGCCCAACUUUAGAUGACUUCAACAAAAAUGGGUUACCGGUUCUUCACUUCGGUGAUACCUCCUACGAAAAAACAAUGUUCAGUAUUUCGGACGAGCCUGAUCCGAUCACCAACGAAGGAAACUCUCAACCAGUCGCCCCAUUAACUUUUGGAUUAGUGACUGUCAACACAACGAACACCGUUAACAGUGAGAUAACCGAAGACGAUAAGAAAGAACUAACAGAAAACGAAAUCAAAGGAAUCCUGAAGAACAAGCCCAUCAAGCCCAGGCCUUACCAUCUUGGGGAGACGGUUCCCUUUAACGACUCGAACUCUGACGAAGACAACAAAUGGGGGGUGCGACUCAGGCACGUGGAUAAACCGGAGACCCCCAUAUGGAAGUCAACAGUAACUGUGCACAACUAUAAUUAUUUUGACAGACCGCCUCAGGAGACGGGCAGUAAUGGGUCCGAACCGGAAUUCCAGAAGCUUUUGAAGAGUUUACGUCCGAUUCGAAAAAGCGAUUACGCUAGUGAUAACGAUAACAGAUACGACGAUCUUAACACGGACAAUAGAAAAUCCUCUUGGUCGAUGGUUGCUGACGCGAACAAACCAGUUGAAGAUGGCCAAACGGUUGAAACCAAAGGAUAUUCCACCAAGAUCAAUUUCGAGGAGGGAGAGGCGAGGGUGGUAGAGAGUGACAGUUACGACGUGGACAGACACACUACUUGGCCCAGGGCAGAUAGUUUGGGAACAGACUCCAAACAACUGCUCAACAAAGGCUUAGUAGUUCGAAUAGGGCGCGAAGAUUCGGCCCUAAACCAUACCGUGUGCUCCAAAAUGACGACCACCCAGGACAUUAACAACACAACGACCACCACCAAAAUCACGAUUGAUCUCUCCCCAUCCCCCCCAAUCAAGAACGAUAGUUGUUUUACGUAUGCCAAAUAUCAAGGAUCUCAUAGCCACAGUUUCAAGUCUACCUCUCUAAUACUAAACACCAUCAAAGAUAAGAGCGAAAAGACUGCCGAAAAGAAGAAAAACGAAAUUCCUCACCAAUUGGAGGCGUUGAAGAAACUGUACGAAGAUAUACAGAGUGAUAGUGAUGCGGACAAAGAAGUGCAACAGCUGAUGUCGAAGGUUUCACAGAAUGAGGGUAACAGGAUAGAAACUGACACUAGUAGUGAGGUGUCUGGUAGUUGGAGCAAGAUGAGAGCGUACAAAAACAUGAGCGAUCAUUUCGGAAGAAGUAGCGUUAAGGAAGCAACAGCUAGAUAUGAUCUCAAAUCAGGUGCAAAAGCGGGAAAAGUACAUGCAGUACAGAGAAAUAGUCUUAAACCUCAAGAAAAUUCUCUUCAACCCUCAAAAUACCCCACGAAUCUGAGGCAUGAUUCCUCUCCUGUGGCUGUGAGAAAACCAGUUUCAGUGAAUAGGGCAGACCUGCAAACUACCCAACUUUCUAGUCCAUCCAUAGUUAAUAGAAAUAAAAUCGUAGAUCCUCUGAUAAAUGGUAGAAUAUCUCCGAUCAAAGACUUCAAAACUACCGUUGAUAAGAAGUUACAAACUAAGCAUUCCAGUGAUAGCAUCGUACUGAGACAACCGAAGAAGUCCGAAAUGACCUACUUUGGUGUCAAUAUUUCUCCGAAACCGGUGAAGAAAAUCUCGCAGGCUGUGAUACGCAAAGAAAACAAAUUAUCCGAAAAACCAGACUUAAUCGAACAUUAUAAAGACUCGCCUACCCGUAGCAUGGUAAAUCAAUCGAAAUCUAGGCUGCAGCCUCCAGAAAAAUCGGCGAGUGAACACGUUUAUGAAAACAUUAAAAGCAAAUACAACAAGGAAUUUGACAGCAGUAUUUUAGACGAACUAACCAAAGCUGCCGAUCAGAUUCUACAAGCAGUAAAUGAAUAUUCAGAUGAUGAUGUCCAGAAUAGGCUCAACAGUGACGAAGAAGGGCAGUUGAGAAAGAAGCAGCUGGAAACAAUCAGUGAAACAAAAUCUUGGAAACAAGAAAAAACCACGGCCAAAACCAAGCCACUCAACACCAAAACCAAACUCAAGCCCACUUCAUCUACUUCUUCUGUUGAAAGUCUGAACCGUAAAAAAGCUACUAACGAUCAAACUAAAACUACGACUGAGAGACAAAGAAGAAGGGUGGAAAAAACAGAACAAAACCACACAAAAGCGGCAAAUACCAAGGCUAGAAGACUGCAGAGAGCUAGCAGUAGAGAAGCUCUUCUCCAUUCCCACGGUUCUUCUUCUGAGGACCUACCGACGAAUGUGGAACUGUCGGUGAGGAAGCCGAGGUUGAUUAAAAAAACCAAGGUUACGCAGCUGACGAUGACCAACGGUGUGGAAAUGAAGAAGUCGCCCAGUAGUAGCAUCAGCAGGAGAAGGGAAGAUGUGGCGGUAAAAGGAGAAGAAAGGAUCUUGGGGAGCCUACCUGAAAUUCGCCACAAAACGGCUGUUUCAACAAUUAGAAGUACUUCAGAAAAAACCAGGGACAAAACGAGACACCGAUGUGAAGAUGUGCGAAAAAAAACUCCCGUGAAAAGAGAAACAACUAAAGUUUCAAAUCCUUCGUCACGAAUGGAAACAACAAAAAAUACUAAACCGACUACGCAUAACAGAGAGACAGUAACACAUCGAAUUUCGACAGCGAAUAUUAAAAGGUGCUACCGUGCAGAAAGCGACAACAGAUACUGAUCGCUCCACUUCUAGAUUUCGACAGAUCUUAUUGUUAAGUUUAUUUAAAUGAUAGUAUACGAAGUAUUCCUGCCGUACUAGAAUGUAAGUUCCUAAAUUUAUAUAUUGUUGAUAUUUUUAUACAACUGAAUUUCGAUAAUUCGAAAGAGUAACGCCCGAAAAUAUAACUAUGUAAUAUAAUGCUUUUUAAUGCUUCUUGCUCUCCUGUUUUGUGUUUAUUUUAUUUUUUGUUUGUGUAUUUAUUCUUGAACUUGUCUCAAAUAAUUGUGAUUGUAAACUGCUUUUUGGUUUUGUGAUGUUUAUACAAUAAAAUUUAUUAAUUAUG
Messenger RNA from Leptinotarsa decemlineata (Colorado potato beetle), 4777 nucleotides. RefSeq lists its product as uncharacterized. NCBI's taxonomy places the organism in Eukaryota, Metazoa, Arthropoda, Insecta, Coleoptera, Chrysomelidae. The record is from RefSeq and is a predicted model, not a curated record.